Myotis davidii is the source of this 2497-nucleotide messenger RNA. RefSeq names its product deoxyribonuclease I-like 2 (gene DNASE1L2). The transcript is spliced from 6 exons. Gene Ontology annotation, biological process: DNA catabolic process. Gene Ontology annotation, cellular component: nucleus. Gene Ontology annotation, molecular function: DNA nuclease activity. The record is from RefSeq and is a predicted model, not a curated record. NCBI's taxonomy places the organism in Eukaryota, Metazoa, Chordata, Mammalia, Chiroptera, Vespertilionidae. The coding region runs from base 948 to 1901 and encodes 317 amino acids.
GCCACCCCGCCCACUAUUCCUGAUGGGGCUGGCGACACCGUGGCUGCGUGUGGGUGUCGCUGGCAUGUGGACAGGCAGCCAUCUGCUGGUGCCCUGCCCACUGGGAUCGGUGACCCCAGCUUCCUGAGGCCCGAUGUGGUUCCCUGGGGCAAUAGACUUAGGCCAGGAGACCAGGAGCCUCUAACAAUGUGGAGCAGAAACAGUGGAAGAUGUGGAGCUAAGGAGGGGCUUUCCUAAGUGUACUGCCUUAGUUUUCCUGAGGGGAUGCUGUUCUAGGAGGGAGAUUCUGGAUGACCUAGUUUCUGAGGGGUGGGGACAAGAGCAGGCCUGGCUGGCCAUCUCCCUCAUUCCUCAUGAAGAUCUUGGGGUGUUGGUAGGGGCUUGAAUCCUGAUUCUGACAGACUUGGGGGUUGGAACCUCAGGGUGGAUCCCCUGUUGCCUUGUCUUCUGGGUUCUCUGUGGGAAUGGGAGCCAGGAGUUCUGGCACCAACAUUGAGGGGGCGGGACCCAGCACAGCUGGCCCCUCCCUGGACCAGGGCCUCAAAUACCUGAGUGUGCCCAGGCAGCAGACAGACCUUUUGCCAUACCAAGACCUUGGAGUCUGGUACCACGGACACACUCCCAGCCUGGACCUCAAACCCUUACUUGGGCCCAAAUCCUGAGCCUCUGGCACUGCCCUAUCCACAUCUCAGGUGAGUCGGGCUGGAUGGUAAUGGGGUGUGUCUGUUUGGGCUUCAGUUUUCCCACGGAGUAGGAGAAUGGCCAUGAGCCCAGCACACCAACCACCCUGGGGAGAGCGCAGGGGGAGCCUGCCCUUGGUGCUGGCCAGCAUCGGUGGCAUUCCCUGUCAGGCCCCCACACUGGGGAGGUGAGGGGUGGUUGGGUGUGUCCGACUCCCGGUGGGUGCUCAGGGCUGUGUCUGUCCUCCCAGCCACUACCUCGGAGCAAUGGGACGGCCCCGGGCCCUCCUGGCUGCGCUCUGGGCCCUGGGGGCUGCCGGGGCAGCAGCGCUGCGCAUUGGAGCCUUCAAUAUCCAGAGUUUUGGUGACAGCAAAGUGUUGGACUCAGACUGUGCCAGCGUCAUCGCACAAAUCCUGGCUGGCUAUGACAUCACGCUCGUGCAGGAGGUGCGAGACCCGGACCUGAGCGCAGUGUCCAUGCUCAUGGAGCAGAUCAACAGCGUGUCUAGGCACCAGUACAGCUACGUGAGCAGCGAGCCCCUGGGGCGGGAUCAGUACAAGGAAAUGUACCUGUUCGUUUACAGGAAGGACGCGGUGUCGGUGGUAGACACGUACCAGUACCCGGACCCGGAGGACACCUUUAGUCGUGAACCUUUCGUGGUCAAAUUUUCAGCCCCCAACUCCGCUGCCAAGGAGCUGGUGCUGGUCCCGCUGCAUGCUGCUCCCCACCACGCAGUGGCGGAGAUCGAUGCUCUCUACGAUGUGUACCUGGACAUUAUUGACAAGUGGGGCACCGACGACAUGCUGUUCCUGGGCGACUUCAACGCGGACUGCAGCUACGUGAAGGAGCAGGACUGGCCGUCUAUCCGCCUGCGCAGCAGCGAAGUGUUCAAGUGGCUCAUCCCGGACAGCGCUGACACUACAGUGGGCAACUCGGACUGCGCCUACGACCGCAUUGUUGUCUGUGGUGCUCACCUGCGCAGGAGCCUGAAGCCCCAGUCGGCCACGGUGCACAACUUCCAGGAGGUGUUUGGCCUGGACCAGACUCAGGUGAGGGCGGAGCUCCAUGGAGGCGGGUGGGGGUGUCCCCUGGCCGCUCUGCACUGGCAGACAGGAGCCAGCUCUCUUCUGUCCAGGACCAGGCUCAGCCUCAGUGCACCUGGCAGUUCCCUCCUUGCCCUAGUUUCUGAAAAAGGCCCCCACAGGGUCAGCUGUGGUUGAAUGGAACAAGUCUGGGAAGGCACAAUAGGAUGCCUUCACCUCUCCCAGAGGUAGGGUCCUGAGUGUGCCCACACCCCACUUGCAGGCAACAGCAGGGAUGAACAGCCCAGGCCUCACUGGCCCGCUCACCUAGACGCAGUGGUUUCUCACAAACCCAGUGGGCUUCAUCCUAGGUGGGGGGCCAGUUCUCUGAGGUGAAGCCUCAGGAAGGACAGGCUGGCCAGCAUGGCCACUGAGACUUGGCCCCUCUCCCUCCAGGCCCUUGCCAUCAGUGACCAUUUCCCUGUGGAGGUGACCCUCAAGCCCCACUGACAGCUCGGAGGACUGGCCAGGGCAUGCUGCCUGCGGACUGGCUCUGAGGAACAGCUCCACAGGACUCAAGGUGGCUGGCCUGCCCUCAGCAAGGCUGCAGGGCAGGGUGAACUGGGCCUGGACAGGUGGCCAUUGACAUGUUACUGGAACAGUGAGCCGAUCCCAUCUGUAAAUGGCCUACCACUACCUACCUCACAGGUGUGUGAGGAGCAACCCAGAGCACUGGGUGUGGCUCUGCUCAAUAAACAAGAGUGCGCACCUAGGACCACAAACAGGUCAGCUUA